Molecule: messenger RNA, 2585 nt
Organism: Rhinolophus ferrumequinum (greater horseshoe bat)
Lineage: Eukaryota; Metazoa; Chordata; Mammalia; Chiroptera; Rhinolophidae
Gene: SLCO3A1
Product: solute carrier organic anion transporter family member 3A1
Biological process (GO): prostaglandin transport; sodium-independent organic anion transport; transmembrane transport
Cellular component (GO): membrane
Molecular function (GO): protein binding
Source: RefSeq, a predicted model, not a curated record
GGAGAGCGGCGGCGGCGGUGGGGGGGAAAGGAUGCAGGGGAAGAAGCCGGGAGGCUCGUCGGGCGGCGGCCGGAGCGGCGAGCUGCAGGGGGACGAGGCGCAGAGGAACAAGAAGAAGAAAAAGAAGGCGUCCUGCUUCUCCAACAUCAAGAUCUUUCUGGUGUCCGAGUGCGCCCUGAUGCUGGCGCAGGGCACGGUGGGCGCCUACCUGGUGAGCGUGCUGACCACCUUAGAGCGGAGGUUCAACCUGCAGAGCGCCGACGUGGGCGUCAUCGCCAGCAGCUUCGAGAUCGGAAACCUGGCGCUCAUCCUCUUUGUGAGCUACUUUGGGGCGCGUGGGCACCGGCCUCGGCUCAUCGGCUGCGGGGGCAUCGUCAUGGCGCUGGGCGCGCUGCUGUCCGCGCUGCCGGAGUUCCUGACGCACCAGUACAAGUACGAGGCCGGCGAGAUCCGCUGGGGCGCCGAGGGCCGAGAUGUCUGCGCCGCCAACGGCUCGCGCGGUGACCAGGGGCCGGACCCCGACCUCAUCUGCCGCAGCCGGACCACCACCAACAUGAUGUACCUGCUGCUGAUUGGGGCCCAGGUGCUCCUGGGCAUUGGUGCUACCCCCGUGCAGCCCCUGGGUGUCUCCUACAUCGACGACCACGUGCGCAGGAAGGAUUCCUCCCUCUACAUAGGAAUCCUGUUCACGAUGCUGGUAUUCGGACCAGCCUGUGGAUUUAUCCUGGGCUCUUUGUGUACCAAAAUCUACGUGGACGCUGUCUUCAUUGAUACAAGUAACCUGGACAUCACUCCGGACGACCCCCGCUGGAUCGGAGCCUGGUGGGGUGGCUUUCUGCUCUGCGGUGCCUUACUCUUCUUCUCUUCCCUCUUGAUGUUCGGGUUCCCACAGUCUCUGCCCCUGCACUCAGACCCCGCCAUGGAGAGCGAGCAGGCCAUGCUCCCCGAAAGAGAGUACGAGAGACCCAAGCCCAGCAACGGGGUCCUGCGGCACCCCCUGGAGCCAGACAGCAGUGCCUCCUGCUUCCAGCAGCUGAGAGUGAUCCCCAAGGUCACCAAGCACCUGCUCUCAAACCCUGUGUUCACCUGCAUCAUCCUGGCCGCCUGCAUGGAAAUCGCAGUGGUGGCUGGCUUUGCUGCCUUCUUGGGGAAGUACCUGGAGCAGCAGUUUAACCUCACCACCUCCUCUGCCAACCAGCUGCUCGGGAUGACUGCAAUUCCCUGCGCCUGUCUGGGAAUCUUCCUGGGCGGCCUCCUGGUGAAGAAGCUCAGCCUGUCUGCCCUUGGCGCCAUCCGGAUGGCCAUGCUUGUCAACCUGGUGUCCACAGCUUGCUACGUCUCCUUCCUCUUUCUGGGCUGUGACACGGGCCCCGUGGCUGGGGUUACUGUUCCCUACGGCAACGCCUCAGCGCCUGGUUCGGCCCUGGACCCCACCUCACCCUGCAAUAAAAACUGUGAAUGCCAAACCGAUUCCUUCACGCCCGUGUGUGGAGCAGAUGGCAUCACCUACCUGUCUGCCUGUUUUGCUGGCUGCAAGAGCACGAAUCUCACCGGCUGUGCGUGCCUCACGACUGUCCCGCCUGAGAACGCGACUGUGGUUCCCGGAAAAUGCCCCAGCCCCGGGUGCCAAGAGGCCUUCCUCACCUUCCUGUGCGUGAUGUGUGUCUGCAGCAUGAUCGGCGCAAUGGCGCAGACGCCCUCGGUCAUCAUCCUUAUCAGGCUUCAUCCCCCCGCCACUCAUCUUUGGGGCCGGCAUCGACUCCACCUGCCUGUCCUGGAGCACGUUCUGCGGGGAGCAGGGCGCCUGCGUCCUCUACGACAACGUGGCCUACAGGCACCUGUACGUCAGCAUCGCGAUCGCACUCAAGUCCUUCGCCUUCGUCCUCUACACCACGACGUGGCAGUGCCUGAGGAAAAACUAUAAACGCUACAUCAAAAACCACGAGGGCGGGCUGAGCACCAGCACAGAGUACCAAGACAUUGAGACUGAGAAAACCUGCCCAGAGUCACAAUCACCUUCAGAAGACUCCUUUGUGAGAAGCUGAGGGCCUGGCCCUCAUCCUCCUGCAGACAGCAGCCCAUCACCGCCCACAGACCUCGCGGGCCUGACUUAGCGAGCCCUGCCCUGCCCUGCCCGAGAACCCCAAGGGCCCUGUGUGAAUUACCCGGCCAGUGUGUGGGCCCGGGAGUGGCUGUGAUCAGAAAUCCUCUAAACCCUCCAAGUAGACCUUGCCCGGUCACUCACGGUGCUGGUGACCGGGUACGCAAACCCCCUUUUGCCCAUCCCUUCUUUGGCUCCUAUGGGGAUGACCCGCUGACACGCUUUAGGAAAAAAAAACCCUCUCCAGAAUGCUUCUCUGAUCGAGGUACCCAACAGCUCUUCCCAAAUCAGCUGAGGCUGGAUUUUAAUAGGAGGGGGCAAAAAUCUCCCUGUCUCGCAGAAUGGAGGGAUUGGGGGGACAGCACAUACUCGAUAGAUUCUGAGUGUGGUAUUCUGUAUUUUUGCAGCUUAUAUUUUCCAGAUGAGCAGUUUAGAGAUAUGUGAUGUAAAGUACAUACUGUACAAUUGCUGAAAAUUAUAUUAA